Molecule: messenger RNA, 3261 nt
Organism: Colossoma macropomum (tambaqui)
Lineage: Eukaryota; Metazoa; Chordata; Actinopteri; Characiformes; Serrasalmidae
Exons: 8
Coding region: 1227-1892 (221 amino acids)
Biological process (GO): protein polyubiquitination; regulation of double-strand break repair
Cellular component (GO): nucleus
Molecular function (GO): RNA binding
Source: RefSeq, a predicted model, not a curated record
AAGGGUUGUCUACGUCAGAGGCGCGCGUUCACCACAACAAGUAGUAGCGUUAGCGGUUAGCACGGCGGUGUUUUACUGAUUUAUUAUGGUCUUUUAUUGUGAUAUUUUAAGAUUUUCCGCUUGUAUAGUGAAGUAGAUGUUGUACUCGUUAUCGCUCUGUCGUGUUACAGUGUAAUUAACUGUAAUAGUGUUUUUUUGCGGUGGUUCGCUUUAAUUUUCUGGCAGUGUUUAUAGCGUUACUGGGUUGCGCCGUUUAAGCGUAAGUUCGUGCGUAGAUUUACGUUACGUAAGCGCUCUUUUGACGUUACUUCGUUUCGCACUAUCAUUUUACUGAAUUCGGUUGCCGUAAAUAAAGUCUUAGUUGCUAAAAAAUCGAGUGUAUUCGCUUUUAACCAGAGGUAAACUUUAACUAGUUAUUGCUAACAAGCUACACGGGAAACACUGAAGUCUCUAUGCACUGAUAUUCUGUGGAAAACAGGGCCUGCCAGCACUGCUGCUCGAUAAUAGCAAAAAAUGAUAAUCGCGAUUAUUUUGGUCAGUAUUGAGAUCACGAUUGUUUAACGCGAUAUCGCAUUGACUUAUUUAUUGAAAUAAAAAAAAACUUUUUUCCAUGAACUUUAAAUGUAAUUCAACCGAAAAAUCACAUCGAAAAAGAAAUAUUAAAAAAGAUAUAUAAACAUUUAAAUAAUAUAAAAAUAAUGUCAACCAUGUUAUAGGGCUCUUCCACAACCUACGAAAAACUACCAAACAUAUGUAAAAAUAAUAAACAAAAAUAAAGUAGACCAAAAUAAAUUAGAUGAAUUUUGGCUUUUUGGGAGGGGUGAAUUCACGGCAUUGUAAAGGAAAGAGGCGUGCCGGAUUUGUGAGACAAAACAAGGCGAAACGGCACAACAAUCGUCUCCAAUAUGUUUUUAUAGUUGUUGGAAGCCAAAAUUGUAAUUGAAAAUAAAAUUAAAUUAAUCACCCAGCCCUCCUUUCCAGUUCAGCGUUUUAAACAGAAUUGAAGAAACCUGAAUACCUGUAGCAUUGUUUUUAAAUUCACUUUGAAAUUCCUGAAAGUGCACCAUUUUUUUUCCUAACUAUUCCUACUGUUAGAAGCAACAUGUUUGCAGAAGUGGAGCUGAAAGUUAUACAAGAACCGAAGUGUAGCUGGUGACGUAGUAUGAGGCUGCUUGAUUUGCGAUGAGCUCGGAGUGACAGAGCAGCCACAUCUUAACGUCUUGGUGAUGGACGACGAAGAGGAUCUGGAGUCACUUGGGGAGAAGCUGUAUGAUCUGAUCUAUCCCAAACAUGCAGAUAUGGCUCCAAAACUAACAGGAAUGCUGCUCGAGUUGCCAGGAGCUGUGAUUGGUCAGAUGCUGCAGGAUGAAGCGCUCCUUACCAAAGCACUGGACAGAGCACUUGCAGCCUUGCAACCUGACGGCAGCAAACCGCCGCCAACAAAGUCUGAUGAUGCAGACUCCGUCUCCUCCGACUCUCUGGGUGAACAGCUGUACGAUCUCAUUGACCUCUUCAACACUGGACACACUCAGAAAAUAACAGGUAUGCUAUUGGAGCAGAGAAAGGAGGCGGUGCUUCAGCUGCUGUCAGACCCCACCCUGCUGGAGGAGAAGGUCAAAACGGCCCUAAAAAUUUUAGAAGAUAUGUCUGGCUGUGGGCAGAGCCAGGGGGAGACUGACGUGAGCGACAGCUUGGGCAAAGAUGAAGUAGAAGCUAUCGGAGAGACGCUUUUCGGACUCGUGCAGGACAUAGAGCCCGCCCACUGUGCUGACAUCACAGGGAUGCUGCUAGAAAUGGACUCUUCGACUCUGCAAAAGAUCCUGUCUGAUCGGGCCAUGCUGGAGGUCGCAGUUCAGCGGGCAAAGAAUGCUCUGGAGGGCGCCUUGAGUUGAACACAGCUGGAGAGCAGGUGAAGACCAAGUGGAAAAUGAAAAGGCAGAACUGCCUUUUCAACAUGGACAGUUGGUUGUGUUUACAUGUAAUCAAUAAUCGGAUUUCUGCAGUUAUCUGAUUAUUCAAAUGGUCAUGUAAACACCAUAAUUCGAAUUCUUAGAUCGGAGUAAGGUCUAGAAAUCCGAUAAAGAGAGCUGGAAUUGAGCUCAGUGAUCAGAUUUCUCAGUGCAUGUGAACUCUGAUUUCUUUCAGAUUUCUGAGUUUGUGAAUGCGCGAGAACUAAACGAUAUGAAAAUAAAUAAGCAGCGUUGCAGCGAGACGAAGCAAAACACUUUUGGAGCGACACUGAAACCAAAUACAUGCUUGUCAAAAUGAAGGAUUUAAAUAUUCUUCAUCUUCUAGAUGACGCAUUUUCAUAUUUUCAGGUAAAGUGGCUCGAUGUAAAGUUGUAGCAUGAAUUUCGUGUUUUACGUUACGUUUACGUCCUCUGCGAGUUUAUUGGCUGGUUGUAAAGCAGAAAUCCGAUUAUUGUCUGACUCAUGUAGACCUGGAGUUUCCCCAUUAUCUGAUUACUCAAGUGCUCAACAUGAUCAGAUUACUGACAAAAUCUGAUUCUUGCAGUUAACAGAUUAUUAAGUGCAUGUAAACAGUUUCCCAAUCCUGCUCCCUUAGUCAUCUGAAAUUUGUUUUUCCUGCUCUAAUCCACCUAAAUCAGCACAUAAGCUUAUUCCUGAAAACCUUUAUAAGCUUCAAAUAGGCAUGUUAGAGUUCUUUUCUGUCUUAAUGUAUGGGGAUGGUUGCAUCAAAAGCAUUCCCAUGUUUACACCUAUGCUGUUUAGUAUAUAGUGUCAUAAUUACCAGAUCAUAGCAAGGGGGGUCCUUGUUUAUUUUGUUCCAGAAUGAUAUUGUAAAUACAUUUUUUUGAAGAGUUUAGCAAACGUUUAGCUACAUUCCUUUUAAUAAACAGACUCAAAUUUGCAUGGUUUACAUGUUUAAAAACUAUUUACAGUGUUAUAAACCAUAUAUUAUUCGCUGUUUUAACACUCAAAUAAACGAAACCAUUCAGCCUUUCAGUUCGCUUUCAAAUGAGGAAGGAAAUUAACAUUCGGCACAUCCUGCCAAGUGCUAAAGAGCUCAAAAAUAUCUUUAUUUUCAUCACUUUGUUUCUUGUCUUGUCAAGAGUUUUACAGUCAAUUAAACACAAUGAAUAAGUCCAGGCUUCCUUCAGAGUAAUCCAUUGGAAUUACUAAACAACUCACUUUUGCCAUGGAAUGAGACCAGCAACAGAGGGGGAUUAUGUGAAAAGCUGAAGUUUACGGCAAAGAAAUAAAAUCAUGAAAAUCAUCUUUAAAAAAAAAAUCACGAGAA